Molecule: messenger RNA, 1455 nt
Organism: Hevea brasiliensis (rubber tree)
Lineage: Eukaryota; Viridiplantae; Streptophyta; Magnoliopsida; Malpighiales; Euphorbiaceae
Exons: 6
Coding region: 1-1455 (484 amino acids)
Molecular function (GO): nucleic acid binding; zinc ion binding
Source: RefSeq, a predicted model, not a curated record
AUGAAGUCUAUCGCAAAGGAGAUUUGGGAUGCCUUGGUGAUUACUCAUGAGGGCACUAGUCAAGUAAAGGAGAACAAGAUGGAUUCCCUAAUCUAUCAAUAUGAGUUAUUCAAGAUGAAAUCAAAUGAGAUUAUAAGUCAAAUAUAUGAUAGAUUUAUAGAGAUAAUUGGUGGAAUCAAAUCCCUUGGGAAGACAUUAAAAAAUGAGGAGCUAGUAAAGAAGAUUCUUAGAAGUCUUUCUAAGGAGUGGCUAUUUAAAGUAACCUCACUCAAGGAUUCUAAAGACUUGAGCAAGGUACAACUUGAUGAACUUUUGAGAAAUCUCAUUGACUAUGAGAUGACUCUCAAAAGAAAGAGAAUAAGGAAGAUGCUCUUUCAAAAUAAGAAGUUCAUUCCAAAAAGAAACUUCAAGAAGGAUAAGGGUGAGAGUAGUAAAAGGGAUCCUCCCAUAUGCUAUGAAUGCAACAAGUCGAGUCACAUUAGAAUGGAUUGUCCCAAGUUAAAAAAGCCCUCCAAGAAGUUCAAGAAAAAGGCACUCAAAGCAACAUGGGAUGAAUCAUGUCACUCUGAAGAUGAGGAGAUUGGUGAUGAAGUUGCCAUCCUUAGCUUACUUGAUUUGAAGCUCAAGGAAGAACUUGCCAAAAUGUGCUUUAUGAUAAUGGAGGAAAGCUCUAACGAGGUAACUUUAGGUGAUGAUGUUGUUGAAUUUUUUUAUGAUGAACUUAUUAAUGCUCUUAAAAUCAUUCAUGAUGAACUUAAGUUGAGUCAUAAGAAAAAUAAACUUUUGAAAAAGGAACUAGUUAGUUUAAGGAAGGAGAAUGAGAUCUCAUCUAAGGAUGCUAGACCUUUAGAUAAUGAUAUGCAAAAAUCCUUAAAUGAGCUCUCUUUAGGAAAUGAGAAGUUAAGAAAUGAAAUUGUUAAGUUAAAAACUUCUCUUUCCAAAUUUGCUAAAGGGAAGGAUAAACUUGAUGUAAUUUUGGCCUCUCAAAGGUCUUUUAGCAUCAAGUAUGGACUUGGCUAUAGCAAAUUUGCCCAAGUGUGGUUGAAAUCCUCGAAGUUUGAGAGUAAAUGGUACUUAGAUAGUGGAUGUUCAAGAAGGCCUGCACAUGCUAGCAUGGAUCUUCUUACAAACUUGAACAAGGAUGAGAUAGUUGAUAGGCUUCCAAAGAUUAAGUUUCAAAAGAACAAUGUGUGUGAUGCAUCUUCUUGGGGUAUAUCUAAUAAAGCAUAUAGAGUCUUCAACAAGAAAAUCUUAGUUGUUAAGGAGUCAAUGCAUGUUGUAUUUGAUGAAGGUAAUCCCUUUGGUCCUAGAAAGAAUGUUUCUUGUAAUGAUGAUGUUGUAGGUGACUUUGAUGACUUAGCCCUUGAAGAUCCUCAAUCUAGUAAAGAUCAAGAUCAACUCAAGGAAGAUCCAUUGAAGGCUUUAGGAGAUGAUGAGGUUGAGCUUCAAGAGUAA